AUGGCUAUGACGGGCGAUGUUUGUGCUUGUCUCGCGCAGCACAAAAACACGUUACUGCGCGAAUUAUGUGAUACAAAUGUUUUAGAUGUGCUUGUGAAAAAGGGUUUGUUUAGCGUAAGCGAUUUGGAAGUGAUAACGAGCGCUGUUGGCAACGACAAAUGCAAUUAUUUUAUAGAAGUUGUUAGUAAACAAAGCGGUGUGAAGUUACAAGAGUUGUGUACUGUGUUGAACAAUGAAUGUCCCAAACUUGCUAAGGAACUUAUGAACGAUCGCCGGAAGUAUGUCAUAAAUGGAUACUCCGCAGCAAACGGCAAAGACAACAUGGUGAUGAAUCUGAAUUUGAACAGAGAAUCUCCCCGCUCCCGCCGCUCGGUAUCGCAAUGCUCCUGCAACAGCAUAUCACGCCGGUCCUCCGCUGCCGCGUCCCCGGUGGCGCUGCCGCCGCUCAACAACACCAUGGAGAUGUAUGUGGAGCCCGUGGUUGAGGAUACGGCAGAACGUAAUUCCGGCUGGGAAACACACAGGGUGCGCUUAAACAGAGUGCCAAGUUAUGGGUUCGGUAUCGCGGUGUCGGGGGGUCGGGAUAACCCCCAUUUCGCAAGCGGCGACCCCUCCAUCGCCGUGUCUGAUGUUCUGAGGGGGGGACCCGCGGAAGACAAAUUACAAGUAAACGACAGAAUAGUAUCCGUGAACGGGGUACCACUAGAAAACGUUGAAUACGCGAGAGCAGUGCAAGUGUUAAGGGAAUCAGGGGCCACAGUGUCGCUGGUUGUGAGACGCCGGGCCCCCGCGCCACCCCCUACCGCACCAACGACCAUAAAGCUCGCUCUGUCUAGGAACGGGAAAAAGGAAGAUUUCGGUAUAGUACUAGGAUGCAAAAUAUACGUCAAAGAAUUGACAAUGCGCGCGAGAGAACAAUUAAACCAAGCAGGGCAGGGCCUCUGUGAGGGAGACGUGAUAUCUCGUAUAAAUAAUACACCAGUGACUGACGCAAUGACGCUAAAGGAAGCGAAAAAGUUAAUAGACUCGUGUAAAGAUCGCUUGAAUUUGGUGGUCACGAGGGAACUAAUUAGAGAAGAAACAGUCAGUAAUGGAAACUAUCAGAAUAAUUACAGUAGUUUAGAAGCCACACCAAUAAACUCAUACCCGAAUAAUAGUGGGGAAUCGUUAUCCUCUCCAUACUCCAGCAGUGGCCAGAACUUGUACGUAGCAGCCCCUGUGCGAGGUGCUGAGAAUAAUAGACGUGGUCCUAUGUCAUUGGAAGGUCAUGAUCAACCACCACGGCCACCACCUCCUAGAAAUGAUGAUUAUUAUAGCAGUCGAAGGCAGUUGUACGAAGAAGAUGGCAUGACCAAUCAAAGGAAUAAACCACCAAGCGAGCCGCGUCUAAUAAGCUUCCAGAAGGAGGGGUCAGUGGGUUUACGGCUAUGUGGUGGAAAUCGUUCAGGCGUGUUUGUAUCGGGCGUGCAACCCGCCAGUCCUGCUGCAUUGCAGGGACUUACUCCUGCUGAUAAGAUACUGAAGGUAAACGACAUGGAAAUGAAAGGAGUAACAAGAGAAGAAGCAGUGCUGUUCCUACUGAGUUUGCAAGAAAGAAUCGAUCUCAUCGUACAACACUCGCCUGAAGAAUACAACGCAGUGGUUAGCGGACAAAUGCCGGGCGACUCAUUCCACAUAAAGACGCACUUCCACUACACGGAGCCAACGGACGGCGAGAUGUCAUUCCGCUGCGGUGAUGUUUUCCACGUGGUGGAUACGCUGCAUAACGGUACCGUGGGCGCGUGGCAGGUGUUCCGGAUAGGACGCAACAACCAAGAGGUCCAAAAAGGCACUAUACCCAACAAAGCUCGCGCAGAGGAACUAGCUACAGCUCAAUUUAACGCCACUAAAAAGGAAAUGUCAGGAAACGAUGGGAAACAUAACUUCUUUAGGAGGAGAAGAUCUACACACCGUAGGAGUAAGAGUUUAGGAAAGGAACACUGGGACGAGGUAGUGCUAUCAGACAGUAUAAGCAAGUUCCCGGCAUAUGAGCGAGUAGUGCUCAAGCAACCUGGCUUUGUCCGUCCUGUGAUUAUUCUGGGGGCAGCAGCUGAUAUAGCUAGGGAACGACUGCUCAGUGAAAAUCCGGAUAAAUUCGCUUCUCCUAAAAUGGACAACACCCUAGAGGACAAUAAGACAAAAUCGUCCGGCAUCAUUCGUUUAUCCAGCAUCCGAGCCAUCAUGGAGAGGGGGAAACAUGCUUUAUUAGAUAUCACACCAAAUGCCGUGGACAGACUUAACUAUGCGCAGUUUUAUCCAAUUGUUAUAUUCUUGAAAGCGGAUAAUAAGCAUAUUAUUAAGUCUCUGAGAUCUGGAUUGCCGAAAUCAGCGCACAAAUCAUCAAAGAAGCUGCUAGAACAGUGCCAGCACAUGGAGCGCGUGUGGGGCCACGUGUUCACGCACACGAUCGCGCUGAGCGACGCGAGCGCGGCCACGUGGUACCACAAGCUGUGCGACCUGCUGCACCGCACGCAGCAGCAGCAGCUCUGGGUGUCCGAGACUAAGCGCCCGGAGCCGUUGUCAGACGACUUCUUAUUCUCAAUGUCGUCGAGCACAGAGAAUAGAUUGUCGUACGCGUCUAGUCCUGAGAGCGAUUUGGAAGUGAGUCCUCCGGCGCCGAGACUCGUGAAGUCUUCUUCAGACCCGUCUAUAGCGACCACACAAGAUAAUAUGGACCGGGAUGAAGACAUUAAUCAUAUGGCAGACGCCGUUCCACCGCCUUAUACGCAAAGUGGCUAUGACAGUAAAUACGGGUUCGCAUCCAACACCAACGGAACAACGAACGGCAACCACAACUUGCCGCCCGCGAGCGAUGUGCCGUACCCGGGCAACCCGAUGUCGCAGUCACCGCCACACUCCCCCUUGUAUGGGACUGUCCCGGAGCUGCCCCCGCGGCAGACGGGCGCGGCGGUGCGGCCGGCGGGCGGCGUGCUGCUCCCCGCGCCGCCCUCGCGCCCGCCGCUCCGACACAACCCCAACGGCCGUCCAAGUGCCCAAGAGCGUCUUUUCGGUCCCAAAGACAGCAAUGGCGAAGAAACAGCGACCUACACUGCAAGGCCAACUAGUAUGGUCAUACAGCCUACACAGGGCUCUCUGGACAGGCAUAGACAACAGCAAACCUCAUACGACGGCACAUCAUACGACUACAGCGCGAACCAAAACAACAGUAUGGGGACUUGUCGACUGCCGCCCAAUGCACCUGACGAUCUUAAAGUUGCGCCUUCCAUCAAAAUGGAGCCCCCACCACCACCGAACCCGACCGCAAUGGCCACUCAGAGUCCACAAAGGAAUUCCAACUCGCACGAACACAACUCCUUAGAUUACCGUCCACCUGAUAAUACUUAUAGUAGGGGUGGGGCGGAGGGCUACCGGCGCACUGCGCACGCGCGCGGGCCCUCGCUGCCCAACGUCGCUACUAACGACCAUAACAAUUACAGCGGGCGUAACAACUCAGUGGGCGGGGCGGACUACGCGCGCGCGCCGCCGUACAAGCCGGUGCCGCCGCCCAAACCCAAGCACUACCGCCCGCCCGAUGCACAUGCCAAUAGGAAUGGGACAAUAGACCCCGCCAUGAGCAUGCCCCGUGCCCCGGGCGCCCCCCCACACUACUCGCACACACACUCGCACUCGCAGCCCGCGCACCCGCCGCAUCCCGGACAUCCUCAUCCCGGACAGGGUAUGUACGGUGGGCAGGCGCACGCGCAGGCGCCCUACCCGCACCGCGCCAUCAACCUGCCGCACAACCCCCACCUCAUCGAUUUAGCCGGCAGUCGAGAGCAACGGGGAUCAGCAUUUGAACUCUAUAGGAAGCCACAACACAUGCACAAUCUGAGCUCAUCCGAUGCCAUGAACUCCAGUGUGGAGCCGGACGAAACAUUCUCGCCAAAAACUAAAAAGAAAUUAUCCAAAAAGCCGUCGUUCAUAAAAAAUGCCGUCCUCGAUUUAUUCCGUUCGAAAACGAAACAGAAAGUGUCUCGACAGAAGUCACUGUGUGAAAGUGACUUGCAGCAGAGACAGAUGCCCAUGUUGAGACGAGAGAAGUCAGAUUUAACCGAUGUUUCGAUUCACAUGAGAAAUACACACAUUCGAAAUCAAAUGUUACAACGCAGUAACUCCUCAUGUGAAAAACCAGUGUUGAAACCGAUACUGAAAAGACAAAGUUCCUUUUGCGAUGAUAGAAAUGGCUCCAUUUGUACAGUUAGAGAUUACGAAGCUAAACCAGUUGUAAAAAGCUUAAGACGACAAAACUCUAUGUGUGACAUAGAAACUGAACCUAAAGUUACCCCUUUGUUGCGUAGACAGAAUUCUCUCAUAGAAUAUAAUAGGAGAGGCAUCUACGGACAAACAUCAAGCUUUAAUAUGAUAACCAAAAUAGAUCCGAUUUACCAAAGACAACAACAAAAUAAACACGAACCGUUUUACCCAACCCAACCGCUACCUCCUGAACCUGUAUACCAAAGCAAAGAACACAUAGUGUAUGAUCCUAUUCCUAAGCCUAAACGAACUUACUCUUCGCUGUAUGACACUUCAAGUGAAAAUCCAUAUGCGACUAGAUCUGAAGUUUCUAAUCAAAGCUUUGAAAGCCCAUAUGGAAAUCGCGAUACAGUAGCCAUGCCUUUGAUCGAUCCCUAUGGCACGAGGGCUGAAUGUAUCCGAGAAAAUCCUUACGCGACUCGAAAUGAAGUACUUGAAAAUCCGUAUGGUACUAGGCAGGAUAUUCCUAGAAAACCUGAACCUCUAUGUAAUGAAUCACCUUACUCUAGCAAAGAGCAAAUGUUGCGACAAAGAAUGACUAAUGAAAGUCCUUACGCAACUAAAGAAGAUAUGCUCAGGCAGAGAUUCUCUGAAUCACCGUAUAAUACCAAGGAAGAAAUGUUAAAACAAAGAAUGGAUAAUUCGUAUAAUUCGAAAGAACCAAUAUACGGUAAAAGAACAUACGAACCGCCGCCUAGCACUUCUUGGUCAGACAGCACUUAUGCAAUUAGACCAGAUAGACGGUUACAUACACCUGUAAAUUUUCCUGGACGCACGUCUCCCUUGACCAAGUCUAUGAGUGAACCUCCGUAUGUAAGCAGAACAGAAAUGUUGGCAAGAAUUCAAACAGAAUCGCCAUACGCUACUCGUUCUGAAAUCAAAUCCAGUUGUUCGGAAACUAAUUAUGGCACACGAAAUGACUUAUUUGACAUUCCACAGCAAGUAAGACCGGCGUCAGCUGAGUGCACUUACGUUUCAAAACAAGAAAUACUAUCACAAAAAGCUGCUCUACUAGCCAAUAAAGAAUCUACUUAUAACAGUAAGUUAGAAGAGAAAUUGGAAAUAAUAAAGCAGAGAAAUUUGGCUAAAAAAGAAAAGAUAUAUCAAACCAGAUUAGAGGCUAAUGACAGUGAUUCAGUAAAAGGAAGAGAACCUAUGUAUGUGUCAAAAAGAGAACUAAAAGAUAGUGUUAUAUACGAAUCAAGUCAGGAAACAAAGGAAGUAAUACCUGUGACAGACAAAGACAGUGCAGGUAGUGCUAGAAGUAGUCCGUACGAGUUGAGUGAUGCUAAUCAUUUAUCGCGGAGAGAACCGGUGUAUCAAACUAAAGUAGAAGCUUUGAAUGGUACAAGUGAAAAAUUCCAAGAAAUUGAUUUUUCAAAAUUGUACCUGACUGAAUCAAAAACGGAUGCAGAAAAGGAGAAAACAAAGAAUUUGGAGGCAAAUGUAUUAAAAGGAGAAGCAGUAUAUGCUCCUCGAUUGCAUGGAAAAGCGGAACACAUUUCUAAUGCGCUGAAAAUAACAUCGUCUCCAAUUCCGUAUGAAUCAACCACUUCAAUGGAAACUCAAUAUGCAUCGGAAUGUAGCAUGAAUUUUGAAAAUAAACCUCAAAGCACGCCGUAUGCGUCCCAAGACUUACAGGAAAGAACGAAACCUAGUAGAUCGGUAACAUUCUGUGAGAAAAUUGUCGAGAAAAGUGCUGAAAACAGCCAAGAUACAUCCGAAAACACGUCGAAUAGUCGAAACGAAACUACUAUAGUGAGCAAUGAUAACACGGUUGUAAAAGUAACAACUGAAACAGCGGAAACAGAUGAAAAAACUGAGGUUAUAGAGCCCGACGCACCGCACACGACGUGGGGUAUAUUUGACAGCGAAGGAGGCAUGUUAGAGGACAGGCACUGGGGCGUAUCGCUGAUAAUACCCCCGAAAGCGAUAGCUCCGGGGAUCAAGCAAAAGAUCUACUUUACGGUGUCUGACCCGCGAUUGAGUCAGCGCGUAGGAGGACCUCCCAUCGACAUGGAUAACGGUGAAGCAAUGCUGUCCCCCCUGGUAAUGUGCGGGCCUCAAGGGCUGGUCUUCCUUCGCCCUGUGACCUUACGACUCCCGCAUUGCGCCAACGCAGUACCAUCCCUUGGUCUCACAAUCAAGGCGACGGACACGGAAGCCCAUCUCACUACAGACUGGGACCAGAUACACUUGCCCGCGACUACCACGCUCAAUACUGUGGCGGUUAAAGUUGACCACUUUUGAGGGAUUUGAUAACUAAUGAAACCUCUUCACAAUGGGCAACGUUGGGCGAGUAGAGGCGAUCAGGUAGAUGGCCUAAAUGACUAUGAUCGGCCAUCAAACGUUUAUUCACAAUCAAACAUCGACGGUCAUUUGUUGGGCCAACGCUGACCAUUGUGAAGAAGGUCCCUGAUAAGAAACAAUAAGUUCAGUUUCAAUCAGAUUAUUAUGAUUGAUUUGUUUCUAAUAAUUAACAAUAAAAUCGCUCAAAAGUGGUAUCGUAAAUUGGAAACAUUGUAAUCGUUUGAUUGUGAAAGUUGUGUGUAAUAAAGAAAAUAAUUUUAAGAAUAUGAUGUGAAUAAUGAAAUGUGAAACGUGAACGUUGAGAAUUAAAAAUUGUAAUAUCAGCACAUUUUGGAAAUGUAUAAAGAAUUUAGGACUUUUUAUCUGGUUCAUGCAAUAAUGUCAAUAGAGGUCGAUGCACCAUUUUAUUUUAAUAGACUUAAAAUAUUUGUAACGUUCGAAAUAAUAUUGUAUAAAAUUACUUGUAUGUAUCUUAUUUGUCCGGCAUUUAUUCCCACCUAUAUAAGUUUCAAUUCAAAAUAAAUCGUAAGUUAGUGGUGCUAAAGCAUAAAAAUUAUGCGUAGAAUGAACCUUACGAAUCUCUAGAGCUUAUGCGAAUUAAAUGUAAGUGUAAAGAGAACAUGCGUUGUCUCUUUCGUUCAUAUUAAAAGAAAGAGACAACAUGAUUGUUGAGAAGUUGGAGCCUUUAGUUAUUCUUUAUUUUAGGAUUUUAACAAUUAAGACAUGCCUUACCAUAACCUAGGUUAUCCUAGUUAUAAAUAAUAUUUUUUCAUUGUAAUAUUAUGUAAUCGAUGUACGUGUAUUUUAGCAAUAAUUGUUAAUUAUUAGCACAUUGAAAUUAUCACUUUUGGCUUCCGUAUAUAAAGUGUUGAAAUAUUUUUUUAUUACUAAUUGUCAUUAAUGAAUAUCACGUAAUUGCCUUAGCGGCUAGAGUCAUAUUUAAGUAUACCUUUAAUAAUAAUUAAUUAGUAAUAAUAUGAAAUCAAUUGUAUGUAAUGUUUUCUUGUUACUAGUGAUAUUAUGAAUUUACCUUUGACCCACUAUUAAAUUUUAUAUUUACUGAA
Messenger RNA from Colias croceus (clouded yellow), 7667 nucleotides. It is a transcript of the gene pyd, whose product is annotated as tight junction protein ZO-1-like. The record is from RefSeq and is a predicted model, not a curated record. Gene Ontology annotation, cellular component: bicellular tight junction; plasma membrane. Gene Ontology annotation, molecular function: cell adhesion molecule binding. Gene Ontology annotation, biological process: cell-cell adhesion; cell-cell junction organization; protein localization to cell-cell junction. NCBI's taxonomy places the organism in Eukaryota, Metazoa, Arthropoda, Insecta, Lepidoptera, Pieridae. Bases 1 to 6543 code for a protein of 2180 amino acids. The transcript has 28 exons.